This is a messenger RNA of Peromyscus californicus insignis, 5876 nucleotides long. RefSeq names its product neurexophilin and PC-esterase domain family member 3 (gene Nxpe3). The transcript has 8 exons. The record is from RefSeq and is a predicted model, not a curated record. The coding region runs from base 876 to 2705 and encodes 609 amino acids. NCBI's taxonomy places the organism in Eukaryota, Metazoa, Chordata, Mammalia, Rodentia, Cricetidae.
CAAACUGCUUCUGCCGUUUCUCCAGUUAACAUGUCCAAACUAGGAAAAACGAGAAUUGAAGGAUGGGUUGGGUGGAGUAUUCUGGCACUUUUGCCAAGAGAUUAACUUCAAAGCAAUGAAGCGUCAAGGCUCUGUUAUCUCCAUCCUCGCGUUUGGGAAGCCGUGGUUCUCUGGUACCAGGAACCAGCAACUCCACCGCUGCAGGGACGGCGUUGUGCUUAGUUCUUAGGCAGAGAAGAUCCUGCUGAGGGAAGCUCCAGGGAAAUGCUGAUGUCCUAAGGUCAUUAGUAUUUGGGUCUCCAGAGGGGACCAGCUCUCGGGCCAGAGUGAGGGAGGUGCACAGUCACCAGAGUGCAAGAGCCCUGUGGUGGCGGGAUAGCAUUGGCAGUGCCAAUUCCUUGUCCUCGCCUCGGGGCACAGCACCCAGCUCGCGCGGCUGUCAGUCAACAUCCCUGCCCCGCCCCUCCCGUAGUCGGACCAAUCGUCGCCGGGGGGUCGGGGGUGAGGCUCCGGUAGCGGGGUCAGGAAGCCGGGAAAGAACGGCCUGACGCCGAGGCCACCGAUCAGAGCGUCCACACAUCCUGUAGGAGGGCCAGCGGCGGGUUAGGAUCGGGACCGGAGCACUUUAUUUUGCGUGACUUACUAAGCUUCUCCAUCUGCCAUGCAGUCUCCAUGAAUGCAUUGGGUCCUGCCUUGGGACACUCCAAUUGAGGAGGUCUAGUCUCUCCUCUACAGAACUCUCAAGCUCACUGACAGGACAGAAGCAAAUUAACCUGAACGCUCAUCCACGGCUCAGCACAAACGACAACGACAUGGAGCUUUGAAGGUGACAGUAGCCUGGUGUCGGCCAUGGGUCAUCAGGACACAGACGGACCAUGUGGACCACUUUCUUCAAACUACGAGUCUUCUGCUGUCUGUUUGCGGUGCUAAUGGUGGUGGUGUUGGUGGUCAAUAUCACUCAGGUGGAGGAAGCAUGGUGGCAUGCAGGCAGACAUGGUGCUGGAGAAGGAGCUGAGAGUUCUACAUCCAGAUCGGCAGGCAGCAGGAAGAGACACUGGGCCUGGCUUGAGCAUCUGAGACCUCUAAGCCCACUCCCAGUGACACACUUCCUCAACAAGUACUUGGACCAUGAGACUCUCUCAGGGACGUUCAUCGACAGCAGUGGACAGUUUAUUUCCUCGCAGGCUACAGGCAUUAGCCGGAAUCCGUACUGUGGGUAUGAGCACCAGACCCUGUCCAGUCAGGAACGCUUAGAAGAGGAUGCCUUGCUUGCCGCCUCCAAGUGGCAGGUGCCUGAUGUGGACCUGGUCCCUUUUGUGAAGAGCACUGACCCUUCUUCCAGCUACUUUGUCAUCCUGAAUUCUGCAGCCUUCUUCAAGGUGGGGAGCCAGCUGGAGGUGCUGGUCCAUGUGCAUGAUUUUCAAGGGAAGCCCAAGAAGUAUGGCGGAGACUACCUGCAGGCCAGAAUACACUCGCCUAAGCUGCAGGCGGGGGCCGUGGGCAGAGUGGUAGACUACCAGAAUGGAUUUUACAAAGUGUUUUUCACCUUGCUCUGGCCUGGCAGAGUUAGAGUGUCCAUUUCUCUGGUUCACCCCAGUGAAGGGAUUAGAGUUCUUCAGUACCUGCAGGAAGCGAAACCAGACAGGGUCUAUUUCAAGAGUCUCUUCCGCUCGGGAAGGAUUUCGGAAACAAUGAAGUGCAACGUGUGUCUGCCGGGAAGUCUUCCCCUGUGCAACUUCACGGACCUCUACACCGGGGAGCCCUGGUUCUGCUUCAAACCAAAGAAGCUCCCCUGCAGCAGCAGAAUCAACCACUUCAAGGGUGGGUACACGAAGGGCCUUCUCACUGCUGCCGACAGUGCUUUCUUUCAGAGUGGUGUCAAUAUCAAAAUGCCGAUCAACUCCAGUGGACCUGACUGGGUGACUGUGAUUUCCAGGAGGAAAAAAGAAACUGAUGACCUAGAAGUAUCUCAAGGUUCAGGAACUUUCCCUUCUGGAUAUUUCUACAAAGACCAGUGGAGGCCCAGGAGGUUUAAGAUGCGCCAUUUUAAUGACCCUGCUAACAUUACAGAAUGCUUGCAAAGAAAAAUGGUGUAUUUAUUUGGUGACUCAACAAUCAGGCAGUGGUUUGAAUACCUCACUAUGUUUGUCCCAGAUUUAGUGGAGUUUAAUUUGGGUAGCCCCAAGAACGUUGGCCCCUUCCUUGCAGUGGACCAGAAACACAACAUCUUGCUCAAAUAUCGCUGCCAUGGUCCACCCAUCCGCUUCACGAGCGUCUUUAGUAACGAGCUUCAUUAUGUGGCAAAUGAACUGAAUGGGAUUGUGGGGGGGAAGAAUACAGUGGUGGCCAUAGCUGUAUGGUCUCACUUCAGCACAUUCCCCUUGGAGGUCUAUAUCCGGAGGCUCCGGAACAUCCGCCGAGCUGUGGUCCAACUCCUGGAUCGAAGCCCUAAGACUGUGGUUGUCAUCAGGACAGGCAAUGCCCAAGAGCUGGGGCCUGAGGUGAGCCUUUUCAACAGUGACUGGUACAACUUUCAGUUGGACACUGUCCUUCGGAGGAUGUUCUCAGGGGUUGGAGUCUAUCUUGUUGAUGCCUGGGAGAUGACCUUGGCUCAUCAUCUACCCCACAAGCUGCAUCCAGAUGAAGUGAUUGUGAAGAACCAGCUGGACAUGUUCUUAUCUUACGUAUGCCCCUUGGAGACCUAACUAUCUUCAAGAACACUAAAGGAGCCGCAUUCAGUGACCUUCCCAAUUGACUUGUAGUAUAGAAAAUUUGUGAUUGACUCCAUGGUCAGAUGGAUACUGUCAAUCUGUUGGACAUUUCAAAAAAGAGCUGUACUUUGCAUACUAACUUGUAAAGAACUUAGGCAGUAUACACUGCGUUUGUGUCUACCUAUAGGAUUUUUCCAUCUUGAUUUAGCCAUCAUAGAGCUCUUAUUAACAGUAUCUACACACUGUAUUGCCCUUGUAACCAAAGAUGCUAAGGAGUGUAUUUGAACUGGCCUCUCCUGGGGUGGAGAUUUCUGUGCUAAUGCCUAUGAGAAGUGUUUUGAGGAAACAGAAUGGAUGGAUUUGGUUGGCAAUGCUGUGUUUGCCACUUACCUGGUAAAGGAAAUGGAGCAUGUCUUCAGGACUAGCACAAGGAUCCCUCCUCAGGACUAGAGAGUGUUUAUUGUCAGAGUUCCCAUGGCCACGCUGAAGACUGCUGUAUCUCAGGAGUUUCUAUUGACGUCCCCCCACCCCAAUUACUUGUAAAGGCCAAUAUGUGUGGUCAGAAUUUUAUAAUAAGGAUAGUAACAAUUUCCUGCUUUUAUCUAGGAAAGAGAUAAAACAGAAGAACAUACAGCGUGUGCUUUGGAUCGGUGUUCACAUUUGAUAAUUGUUUCUUACUUGAUUCAGCCGAGUUUUGUGUGAUGAAUACUUGUUCUAGAAUAACCACUUUUGGAAAUAAAUAUGUAAACAGAAGUUUAUUUUUGUGUUCUGGAAUGUGUGGGUCUUAAGAGCUGACUUUUAUGUAAAGAAUGCUGCUGACCGUCAUAAAAUUGUACAGUUUCUCUAAUCAGCAGUUCCAAGUAUUUCUCUUUUCUUGUAGCUGGCAUGAAGCAUAUGCCGAAAUUAGACAUUCAACCAGAUCAGAAGUUAAUAAAAUUAGAUAUUAAAAUCCAUGACAGGCAUUUUUUUUGAUUUGGGCAUAAAGUAUACAUGCACAUUGUCUCGUCCUUGGAAGCAAAAAGCUACCAUUUAGCUAUCUGCUAUUCCUUCUAGCUUUUUGCCUUUUUGGACUGUGGCUCAAACCAGUGCCUUGGCCGUACUAGGCAGGCACUCUAUCGAGUUACAUUCCAAACUCAUUUCUGGACUUCCAAAAAUAACAGGGUUGGCCAUUUUUUUAUUGGACUUUGUCUUAUUAAUAUUACAUGGCUUUAAAUUAAAAUUAGGAUCAUUUAAUAAGUAGUUUUUGCAUUUUGAGAGGUUAUAAUUGACUUUUGCUUUCCCUGAACAGACAUGUAUAAACGUUGGGGUGUCUUGGGAGAUAAAGACAGAUGCUGAAAGCAAGAAGACUAUGCACCCCUCAAAGGAUGAAAAAUCAGGGCCUUUAGUGUAGAGGGUGGAAGUUCUUUUCCUACUCUGGAGGACCAUUAAGUUUAUAAGAUAUUUUGUGGAGGAAAGUGUCUGAACAGGCCAGUGAAGUUAAAUGUAUUUUGGUAGCUUAGAUUUUGCAGAACUGACAUUUGAACAUGCAUGCUAGACAAGCUUUUUAGCCUUGAGCUAAGUCCCCAGCGCCCCCCCACCCCCACCCCACCCCCUUUUUAAAACCUUUUCAUUUUUAGAGAAAGUCUCAGUAAGUUCACAGGUUAGUUGACCUUGGUUUGUUGCCUACACAGGCUUUGAAUUCGCCAUCUUCCUGCCUUAGCCUCUCCAGUGACUGAACCUAUAGGCUGUGCCAGCAGCCUGGUUAAAAUGGCUUGUUUUCAAUGGUCCCUAAGCUUGUAGGAUUUGAUAAAAAUGAAUUAGGGACUAUACACACCCCCACAUUAUGGAAUUAACCUUUGUGAUAAAUGCCCAGAGAUGCUGGUGCAGUUGUAGGGUUCCACAAUUGAGAAACAGAGACAAAGAGAAGAUUGAUCUAGAGAAGUGACAUUGCUUAUUUAUUAUUUCAAGGCUUAUCAAGUACUUAAUUCUGGUCAUGACUCAAUAGUUUAGGUGAUAUUAGCUCCAUUUUUUUUUAACAGGGAGAACUCAAGUUUGAAUUGGACUAAAGUACACGGAGUCCAUGGCCCUGGGUAGCUACGGCUUGUUUGACUUAUAUAAAGAGGUUUUGUUUUUGUUUUGAGAACUUCUGAACAGUUCCUUAGGGAGGAGUUUGGGAGGAGGCCAAAGAGUCCCUUUCUGGUGAAGUUUCAGGGACCGCCCACCAUUGGUUUAGAGGGAUUUCUAUGGCUGGUCUCUUGUGUCCUUGUUCAGUUUUUGCUUCUCCGUUUGUUUGCACAAGGUCUUAACGGUUUGACGGCACAUUUUCUUGAAGUCCCUUUUAUAACUUUCAUUCCUCUUUUGUCUUUAUAUACUCCAGUGUGGAAAUUUUUAUAGAAGCUAAAAUGUUAUCUAAAUACUUCCUAUUACAGUUAGAUACAGGUUGAGCAUUUCUAAUCUGAAAAUCCAAAAUCCUCCAAAAUCUAAAGCUUUUUCAAUCAAUGGGUCACACUCAAGAGACAGAUGUGGGGCUGGAGACAUGGCUCAGAUUUCAGAGUACUUGCUGCUCCUCCAGAGCACUGAGCCUGAAUCCCAGCACCUAUGCCAACUGGCUCACAAACCACCAGUAACUGAUGCUACAGGUAUAUCCACUGCCCUCUUUUGGUCUACAAGGGCCACCUACAUUCAUGUAGCGUUCACUCACACUGACACACACGGAAACAGACAGAGACACAGACAGACUCACACACAUACAGAUAAAAAUACUAAAAACCAGAUGUAGCAUAUACUUUUAAUCCCAGCUCUUGGGAAGCAGAGGCAGGCAGAUCUCUGUGGACUCAAGGCCAGUCUGGUCUUGAGUGAGUUCCACACUAACGAGAGUUAUGUGGUGAGACAUUGUCUCAAAACAAACCAACCAACUAACCAGCCAGCCAACCAACCAACCAAAUACAUUCAUACAAUAAGAAUUAAAAAAAAAAUCUUAAAAAUAAUCUUUAGAAACCAGACAUACUAAACAUUACAUAAAAUUUCCUUCAAGCUAUAUAUAUAAAGUAUAUGUGAGACAUACAUUUCUUACUUAGGCUCGUGACACAUUAAUGAGUUAUAUACAUAUAUGUGUGUGAGUAUAGAUCAUAUACAUACACACACACACACACACACACACACACACACACACACACACACAAAUAC